Plasmodium relictum is the source of this 1500-nucleotide messenger RNA. RefSeq names its product RNA-binding protein, putative. Gene Ontology annotation, cellular component: U2-type spliceosomal complex; U2 snRNP. The transcript has 8 exons. Bases 1 to 1500 code for a protein of 499 amino acids. Gene Ontology annotation, biological process: mRNA splicing, via spliceosome. NCBI's taxonomy places the organism in Eukaryota, Apicomplexa, Aconoidasida, Haemosporida, Plasmodiidae. The record is from RefSeq and is a predicted model, not a curated record. Gene Ontology annotation, molecular function: RNA binding.
AUGAAAGAAGCAAAUGAAACAAAGCCUGAAUUAAAUAAAAAUAAUGAUAAUUUGCUCAAUAUUGAAAAGGAAAAUGUAUCAAAUAAUGAAAAAAUGGAUAAACAAAAUAAUUCAAAUCAAACUAAGCAAGAAAAAAAUUUAAUACAAGAUAAAAAAUAUUGUAAUAUAGAGAAAAAUAAGAGUAAAGAUGAAUGGCUUAUUUACUUAAAUAAUAAUUCAUAUGGUCCUUACAAUUUUGAUGAAAUAAUUAAAUUUUGGAAUGAAAAAAGAAUUAAUAUAAUGACACCUAUAUAUAAAAAAGGAGAAAAUAAUUGGAAAUAUAUAUUUAAUGAUGAAAUAUUAAAAAAUUAUAUAUAUGGUAAUAAUGAUAAUAAUAACGAUAUACCGAAUUCUCAAAAUAAUUUUAAUUUAAUUAGUAAAUGCAAUGAAAUCAACUCAAGUGAAUAUUCAAAUAAUAAUUUAAAAAAAAAUUUGAAUGUUGAUAAAAUUAACGAUAAUAACAAUAAAGAUGAAAUUACAAAUGAAAAAAUUGUACCAAGUACAUUAGACUUAGAAAAAUUAAGAAAAAAAGAAAAAAAAAAAAAGUAUAUGGAAAGAAAAAAAAAAAAAAUUAAAGAAGGGUUAUGCGAUAGAAAAAUUAAAAAUAGUUCUGUUUAUAUAACUGGUUUACCUAAAGAUGUAACUAAAGAAGAAAUUCAUAAUGUAUUUAAAAAAGCAGGAAUAAUAAAAAUUGAUGCAGAAAAUACUGAACCCAAAAUAAAAAUAUACUAUGAUGAAAAUAAUAAUACAAAAGGAGAUGCGUUAGUUACUUAUGUUUAUACUCAAAGCGUUGAUAUAGCCAUUAAGUACUUUAAUAAUUUCUAUUUUAGACAAGAUUGUAUGAUUCAUGUAGAAAAAGCUCAAUUUAAUAAAAAAAAAGAGGUGAUUAAAAUGUCGAAAGAAGAAAUUUUAAAAAAAAAAAAAAAAAUUAUAGCUGCAAAACAAGAGCAAUUAAGAUUACAAAAAUGGGAAGAAUUCUACACUAGAACAAAAAAAAAAAUAGUCAUUUUUAGGAAUGUUUUUUCAUAUGAAGAUGCAAUGAAAUACGAUGAAGGAGAUCCAUUUUAUGAUUUUAUAAGAAAUUUGAUUGAAACGGAAAUAAAAAAAUAUGUUCCUGUACAUAAAGUUUACCCAAUAGCAAAACAUCCUAAUGGAAUUGUUUGUGUUAAGUUUAAAGGAGUAGAAGAAGCAGAAAUGAUAGUAUCUUGUUUUAAAGACAUUGUUCUAAAUGACAAAAAACUAGAGGUAUACUUUUAUGAUGGAAAGCAAGAUCUGAAAGCUCAAUGCUUAACUGCGGGGAAAAAUAAAAAAUUAAAUGUAGAAAGUGCUUCUGAAAAUAAAUGUUCAAAUAUGAAUACUGAUGAUAAUCAUCCUAUUUUAAUGAAUCCAAGCUUGAAAUCUUUUCAUGAAUGGAUCGAUAAUCAAAGUGAAGAUGAAGAACAUGAAAUAAAGAUAGAAUAA